Messenger RNA from Schistocerca nitens (vagrant locust), 4911 nucleotides. Its product is annotated as sodium-coupled monocarboxylate transporter 1-like. NCBI's taxonomy places the organism in Eukaryota, Metazoa, Arthropoda, Insecta, Orthoptera, Acrididae. The record is from RefSeq and is a predicted model, not a curated record. Gene Ontology annotation, biological process: sodium ion transport; transmembrane transport. Bases 175 to 1962 code for a protein of 595 amino acids. Gene Ontology annotation, molecular function: symporter activity. The transcript is spliced from 13 exons. Gene Ontology annotation, cellular component: membrane.
CACAGCCGCCAGGUAGCUCUGCACUUGCACUAGGGACGUGGACCGGCUGAGGAGACGCAGCCGCCGAAAUCAACGGUCUUGCUGCACCGCUCUCACCGCCGCCCUGUCAACAUUUUCUUUCAAAGUCAGGCACCGAGGUAUCUACUACAAGCUCCAGACGUCUGUGACAGCAAUAUGGCAUUCAACGCAAGUGUCGAUUCGGAGUUGAUGCAACACAUGCUGUUCGGAUGGGUGGACCACCUUUCGUUCGUACUGAUGCUCGCCCUUUCCGCAGCCAUCGGUAUUUAUUUUGGCGUGUUUGGUCGUGCCAAGAAUACUGCCCAAGUGGACUACCUGCACGGCGGCAAACGCAUGAGGGUAUUACCCGUCGCAGUGUCACAAGUAUCUAGUCAUAUCUCUGGAAUCACGCUGAUGGGAGUGCCUGCAGAAGUAUACCUAUACGGCAGCGUCUACGGAUGGGUUUGCUUAUCAGUCAUCAUUUUCGCACUCAUCACCAACUACGUGUUCCUUCCUGUUUUCUUCGAUUUGCAGCUCACAUCAACUUAUGAGUACUUGGAGCGCCGCUUCAGCCGUACGAUUCGCUUAUUUGCAUCUGGAUUCUUCACGCUCAACCUGGUGCUUCACAUGCCUUUGUUCGUGUACAUGCCUGCUAUCGCACUAAGCCAAGUGUCUGGGAUCAGUGUACACUGGAUCACUCCUCUGGUAUGCAUCGUCUGCAUUUUCUACACUAUGCUGGGCGGCCUGAAGGCGGUGGUGUGGACGGACUUCCUGCAGAGCGGAGUCACGCUGGCAGCAUUCAUCGCGGUGCUUAUCCUGGGGGUGGUGAGCGCCGGCGGCUUCGCAGAGGUGUGGCGGGCCGCCGAUGAGGGCGGCAGGGUCUCCUUCUUCGUGAUGACCCCGGACCCAUUCGUUCGCAGCUCCUUCUGGGCAGUGGUGAUCGGCGCGACGGCAUCAUUCGUGGGAGGCUGCGCCGUCCACCAGGGCAUGGUGCAGAAGUUCAUGUCGCUGCCGGACCUGGCGGCUUGUCGAAAGGCUCUGGCUGGCUUCACUUUUGGCAUAAUCCUCAUGAAGGUCAUCAGCGUCUUUUCUGGAUUUCUGCUCUACGCCACCUACCGCGACUGUGAUCCUGUCAAAACCCACGAGGUGUCGCGCCCCGACCAACUGCUGCCCUUCUACGUGAUGCGGGUGGCCGGCCACGUCCCAGGACUGCCGGGCCUCUUCGUCGCCGGCAUAUUCGGCGCUGCCCUCAGUUCCAUGUCUGGCACUCUCAACGCUCUUUCUGCUACUAUCUACGAGGACUUCCUGCUGCCACUGAUGCCCAAAAAGAAGACGGAUCUCCUGGUGAAUUUUAUAAUGCAAGGUAUCGUACUGGCUGUGGGCAUCGUCACCGUGGGAAUGGUCUUCAUUGUCGAGCGGCUGGGAACAAUUUUGGAGCUGGGCUACAGCGUGGGAGGCGUGACGAACGGGGCGCUGCUCGGGAUAUUCACACUCGGCAUGCUGGUUCCCUCAGCCAACACCAAGGGAGCCAUCGCGGGCAGCCUCUGCGGCAUGACCGCCGUGGCGAUCCUCAUAACCGGCGCGCAACACGCCACAGCCACCGGAAGAGUCAGGUACCCGCCGCUGCCGACGUCCGUGGAGGGGUGUCCCGGUAGCGUCACAGCCAGCGUGCACACCGCCGCAGCAGCCACCGCGACCAUCACGUCAGCGGACGACGUGCCGCUGGUGUUCCGGCUGUCGUACAUGUACUACACUGUGGUGGGCGCCCUGAUCGUGGUCACCGUCGGCUGGGUCGUGAGCCGCCUGACGGGUCCUCUGAAGCCCGGCGAGAUCGACCCCAGGUUGCUGGCGCCCCAGGUGCGGCCCGCCGACCUCAAAAGAGCAGCCCAGCACGACACAGCUGCCGCUGUGGAGCUGCUGCCACGCGGGACACAGCACAAGCCCGACACCGACACCAACCCCUAGCUAAUGGGUACCAGGGGAAGAACGUCUUCCGCAAACACUACGACAGUGUAUCUGUUUGGUGUGUAAGUUCGUAGCGUUUUUCCAUACGUUUAAUAAACAACAGAUACACAUAACAAAGAUUUAGUCGUGAGUAGUAUAUUGUCCUCCACUAUUUACAACCGUUUUCCAACUAUGGGGUCACUUUUAGAUUCCGCGACUGUAGAAAUCACGUGGUUUUGAGGCGAAGAACUCGUCGAACCACGUUCGGAGCGCAUUUUCACCCACAAAGGAAGUUCCUUGAAGGUUGUUAGAAACAGAGGGGAAAAGAUGAAAGUCUGAGUACGUAAGAACGGUUAUAUAAGGAGAGUGCGGAAUGAUUUCCCAACCAAAGCCGGGUGUAGAGUGUCUUUUGUCAGCCUAUCAGAAUGCGGGCGGGCGUUAUUGCACUGUUCCUGGCCGUUAUUGUAGGAUUGCGUCAGUUAGACGUCUCAGCUGUUGACAAUAAAUCUUCGUUGAUCCACAGAAGUUCAUAAAAUAAAAUAAAUUUCUACACUACAUAUGGCUGAUGGUAAAUUAUUGCAUCAAUAAAGGUCAAUAUGCACAAAUGGCCACUCGCUGAUUUUUGUGAUUUUGGCUUAGAGCCAGCGGUACCUGUACAUUCGAUCUUUGAUCCUUCCCCAGUGCAUGCGAAAGUCUCAAGAUGAUGCAAUGAUCGUAGUUCAUCCUAUGUACGAGUUCUCGAGUACACUGACAUGAAUAAUUGCUGAGUAAUACGUUUAAAUGAUCUUCUUUCUGAAAGUGAAAUGUCACUAAUUUAAAAACGAUAAUUUUUAAAACGAGUAAAUCAUUGUCUAGCUGUGCUCUGAUCCACUGACAUUAUCCCCAAACACGGCGCGAACAUUUCUGGCUGCCUCUGCUGCUGUCACCCCUCUAUUGAACUAUUAUACGUCGGAAAUGAUCCGAUUUCUUUACUUGGUACUUCUCCUUUCUAGCGUCCUCAGCUUCACUCACUAUCUCGAAGUGACAAAUUGACAAUACGUUAACUUGAACAGAAACAGUGAACUACAAUAAGAAAAUGACACUCUGUAAGUAAACCCAUAGCAACACUAAAGCAAAAACCGCUACGAACUUAUGCACCAACGUCAUAUUUUUGCUUCAGAUUGAAGGGUGACAGUGAGCCACUUUAACAUUCCUUUGUUUCUCGCACAAAAAGUUCAUGAGUGACAGACAACAUACUGAAAUGGUGAUUAUGAAACAAAUAAAAAGUAAAAUCUGAAAAAUUUUUCCCAUAUGUUUUUGAAUACAACACAUUACUUAUCAGACACGAUUAUUACAUAAGUCUUAGGGUUCUACAUUUAAAGAUUCCCAUUCACGUUGAUAGGAAACACAAUACGUCCAACAAGUACGCGAAAUGGGUAUCCCACAUUUAAAAUAAUGCUUAAGUUCAGUAUUAAGGCCAAAUCCAAUCAAUCAAAUAAUAAAAAGGCUACCAUGAUUCGACAAGAAAACAUAUUGGUAUCUGACCUUGCGAUCUAUCUGGAAAUCUGAAUCUAUCUAAAUCUGAAUCUAUCUAAAUCUGAAUCUAUCUUAAUCUGAAUCUGAUUAAGUGGCCUCUGUGCGACUGAUAAGGGAACAAAUUUCAUUGUUGAUUUAAAAUAACACAUCUCAAGCAAGGACAGCUGUUCUCUCAUCAAUUAGGAGCGGUGAGAUGCAUGUAGGCGAAAAGGCUGAGGAGCCCUACUCUAAGAACUCGAUGUUUACUAAACACUGUAUUGUCUCCUCGAAGUUUGCAAUCAUUUAACAAGCAAGAUUAACCUUAGCACAACAGUUCCUUACCGUGUUUAAUUUCUUAAUCAAUUCUAUGGACAUUGUUGUAUCACCAAUGGACCGAGCUAGAGGAGAUCGGACAUGGUUGAUCUUGCAAACACAUUAAAAAUUCAAGCACUCAGUACGGCAUUGGAGGGAAAAUACCAAUAAUUCCUACGAACUGAAUUCAGUUGUCCUCAAACCUGGUAUGCGACCAUUCAUUUUCCUCAAGAAAAUCUGUAGAUCACAAUCAGGAAGUGCUAACAGGGCUGGAUAGCAAAGACAGCGAAAAAACCAAAGCACCUUUCAAAACAAAUUAAAAACGACAAAAAAAUCUAUACACACAGAACUUAGCCAUAUAACUCCAAUAGUAACUGAAUUUAGUUACUGAACUUAUUACCUAAACUGUGCAACGAAAACGACUAACUGGGUUCCCUAUAAAAAUGUGUUAUCUUAAGUGCACCCCGAAACAGCACGUGUUACUCAUCACGUCAUGAGAUCCUAGCUUGCUGUUAUGAACUUUUUUCUGAAUAAACCCAGACUUUGUGCUCUGAUGCAUCCUUCCAGAGUGGCGGUGGCCGCCACCAAAUGUCACAAGAAACAACACUGCGGCACCAAACAUUUCGUCCAAUCAGAUGUAAGUUACAAAUGCCAGUGCCCGUUUCAUCUUCACACUAGUUUACUGAACAAAACCUCAGAGGUUGGUGGAUAGCUCCAAAGUCCACACCUUGAUCAAAAUAAUCAAGCAUGGCAUGGUUAGACCACAAGGAAAUACCGGAAAAGCAAUCUUCUAGACUAGAUGAACCGAGUUAAUAAUGACAGAUGAUGCUUUCAUAAAAGGUGCAUGAGACAGAAUCCUUUCAACAUCACCACUGAAGAAAAUACCUGCCGGAACAUCUGUGCUCUCAGAAUUCAUCCUACCCGAUCUGUGGGUAUCCUUUGACAUAUUUAACUGAAUCGUCUUGUCGAGUGAAGAGACCAUCGAUUUCUUGCAGUUCUCCCCUACUCCACGACUAAAAAUGGUAGAAGAUAUUCAUGCUUUCUUUCAGAGACAUAUACCAAAAAAUCAGUUUAUUGGAUAUUAACAGCAUUCAAAAACGAUGUUUGCUACAAGACUCUAUCUGCGGAAAUAAAUAUCACAAAAUGGUACUGACCAAAAUUAAG